AUGUCUUGGCUCUCCUGGCUCUUCAUGCUGAGGCCUUGCUCAGCCCUGUCCAUGCUCCUCGUGGGGCUGGUGGGCAGACAGCUGGGUCUCCGGGUGGGGUGGCAGGUGGUUGAGACAAUGACUUGUUCUCGGUGGGGUUCAUCAAGCAUCCAGGGUCUGUUCCAGGACGGAGAUCUAAUCAUCGGUGGGCUGUUCAGUCUUUAUAACAAGCCUCCAGCCAUAGACCAAGACUUCACUCAGCAGCCACGUUACCAAUCCUGCAGCAGAUUGGAGGCUCUUCCACUGCAGUACAUAUAUGCGAUGGUGUUUGCGCUGGAAGAAAUCAACCACAGCACAACGCUGCUUCCAGGCGUGAAGCUAGGCUACCACAUUCACGAUAGCUGUGCUCUGCCCCUGUGGGCUUUGCGGACAGCACUGUCUCUGGUUGGAGGAGACAGCAGCAGCUGUAAUUUAGCUGAAGGAACUGGAGAAAGGAGAGGUGAUCAGCCUGUUCCAUUGAUCAUCGGUGGCGAUUCAUCUAUAACGGCCAAAAUACUCUCCAGAGUCCUGGGGCCACUCUCUGUUCCUUUAAUGAGCUACACAGCGAGCUGCCCCUGUCUGAGUGACACACGCCAAUUUCCCAACUUCUUUAGGACGAUGCCAAGUGAUAUUUACCAAGCUCGAGCCAUCGCCCAGCUUGCAAUAAGUAUGAACUGGUCUUGGAUCGGAGCAGUGGUCGCAAAAAACAGUUAUGGCCUAACGGCAAUAAAGAUAUUUCAGGAGGAGACUCAGGGGUCCGGCGUAUGUCUGGCGUUUGUGGAGACUCUCCGAAGGGAGAACAUUAAGAGCGAUGCCAAACAGGCAGCGCUCGCAAUUCAGGCCUCGACCGCAAAAGUGAUUCUGAUCUUCACCUGGUACACAGAUGUGAGGGAACUGUUCCUGCAGCUGGCCGAGAGAAAUGUGACUGAUAGACAGUUUCUGGCCAGCGAGGCUUGGAGCACGAGUGUUAAUCUUCUCGAAAACCCUUCCACCCUUAAAGUGGCACGUGGCGUCCUCGGCGUGGCCAUUAGGAGUUCACCCAUUCCUGGAUUUGAAUAUUAUCUCAGAAAUCUGAACCCAUCUCAUCGUCCUGAUGAUAAGUUCUUGAGAGAAUUUUGGGAGGAAAUGUUUAAUUGUCGUGCUGGAUCCACCAAUUUUUCUUCAUCUACCACUUCACCAUCUCGUGCAGGCCAGAUGGCGUCUCUGCCGCUCUGCAGUGGCACAGAGUCCUUGGAGGUGGUGCACAAUCUCUUUACUGACACCUCUCAGCUGAGGGUGACAUAUAAUGUGUACCUUGCUGCUUACGCUGCAGCCCAUGCCCUCCACAGCCUCCUCUCAUGCCCCAACAAUGACAGCUCUCCUGGAAACAGCAGCUCCACCUGCUCCUUUCCAAAACACGUCCAACCCAUCGAGGUUCUGCAGAGCUUGAGCAAAGUGAACUUCACCACACCUCAGGGUGAAAUGUUUUACUUCCAAGGGGCCGACGUUCCAGCGAAGUACGACCUCGUAAACUGGCAGAAAACCUCCGAAGGCCAACUCAAGCUUGUUCUGAUUGGUCGAGUGGAUGGAUUUGACCUCCACCUUAACAAGUCAGCCAUUCAGUGGAGCACAGGUUCCAAUCAGGUGCCUGUGUCAGUGUGCAGUGAGAGCUGCCCCCUAGGGACCAGGAUGGCCACCAGGAAAGGAGAACCUAUCUGCUGCUUUGACUGCAUCCCAUGUGCUGACGGGGAGAUUAGCAAUACAACUGGUUCCCCUCACUGUGUUCAUUGUCCGCCUGAGUUCUGGUCAAACUCUGAACGAACGGCCUGCGUCCCUCGCCAGCUGGACUUCCUCUCCUUUAAUGAAACUUUGGGUAUUACCCUGACGACAGUCGCUAUAUCUGGUGUCGUGGUGACAACAGCAGUGUUUGUGGUGUUCCUAUGCUAUCGUCAAACACCUGUGGUGCGAGCAAACAACUCAGAGCUGAGCUUCCUGCUGCUUCUGUCUCUGAAGCUUUGCUUCCUGUGCUCGCUGGUGUUCAUCGGUCGUCCGUCGGUCUGGGCCUGUCGCUUCCAGCAGGCGGCUUUUGGGAUCAGCUUUGUGCUUUGUGUUUCCUGCCUCCAAGUCAAAACCAUAGUGGUCCUCGCAGCGUUUCGCUCGGCUAGGCCCGGUGCUAAGGCCCUGAUGAAGUGGUUUGGUCCGGGCCAACAGAGAGGAAGUGUCUGCGUUUUCACCUGUAUACAGGUUAUCAUCUGUGUUGUUUGGCUAUCGCUCAGCCCCCCAUCGCCUAAACCUGACUUUGAUAUUCCGGGGUUGAAGGUCACACUGAAGUGUGCCAUGGCCUCUGUGGCAGGCUUCUCUCUGGUCCUCGGCUACAUCGGCCUGCUGGCCUGCUCCUGCCUCCUCUUGGCCUUUCUUGCUCGGAAACUCCCCGACAACUUCAAUGAGGCCAAACUGAUCACCUUCAGCAUGCUGAUCUUCUGCGCCGUCUGGGUGGCGUUCAUUCCUGCUUAUGUCAGUUCUCCUGGAAAAUAUGCAGUUGCCGUGGAGAUUUUUGCAAUUCUUGCCUCCAGCUAUGGUUUGCUGUUCUGUAUCUUUGCUCCAAAGUGUUUCAUUAUUCUUUUGAGGCCCGAGAAAAACACUAAGAAACAGCUGAUGGCCAAGUAG
Paralichthys olivaceus (Japanese flounder) is the source of this 2664-nucleotide messenger RNA. Lineage: Eukaryota; Metazoa; Chordata; Actinopteri; Pleuronectiformes; Paralichthyidae. The record is from RefSeq and is a predicted model, not a curated record.